Molecule: messenger RNA, 1128 nt
Organism: Aspergillus mulundensis
Lineage: Eukaryota; Fungi; Ascomycota; Eurotiomycetes; Eurotiales; Aspergillaceae
Product: C2H2-type zinc finger protein
Exons: 2
Coding region: 1-1128 (375 amino acids)
Biological process (GO): regulation of transcription by RNA polymerase II
Cellular component (GO): nucleus
Molecular function (GO): DNA-binding transcription factor activity, RNA polymerase II-specific; RNA polymerase II cis-regulatory region sequence-specific DNA binding
Source: RefSeq, a predicted model, not a curated record
AUGGCCGAUUCACCUGGCUCCCCCCUCUCCUCCGUUGCCUCAGACGACAUGUCGGACCGCGACGAGUCGAAGCAGGGUGUCUCAACCCCAUCAUCCAACAUGCCUCCGUCAAAGCGACGCCGUACCGGCAUGGCCUCCUGGGACCGUAACACGCCCGUGUCGACAACCUUCCAGGAUGAGCUGCCUCCGCCGGCGUCCCCGUCGUCUUCCAUAUCGUCCGAUACGUCCGGCGAAAUUCCCAACUCGCCCACCACGCUGUCGCUCAUAGGGGCAAACCAGGACGAGGACUACAGCGGGCUCUGCAGCGACCAGGUCACCGUGUGCAGGUGGGAUGGAUGCGAUUUUAAAGACUUCGGGAACAUGGACGAUCUGGUCCAACACAUCCACAAUGAGCAUGUCGGUAGCCGACAGAAGAAAUACUCCUGCGAAUGGUCCGACUGUACUCGGAAGGGCCAAACGCAUGCAAGCGGUUAUGCGCUACGUGCGCACAUGAGGAGUCAUACGAGAGAGAAGCCAUUCUACUGCGCCCUGCCUGAAUGUGAUCGCAGUUUCACGCGCUCUGACGCGCUCGCAAAGCACAUGCGGACGGUCCACGAGACCGAAGCCCUGCGCCCGUCUGACCCCGUCCCCAAGCGUCACGAUAACUUCUCAUCCGGCGGAACGCCGGUCGGCACUCCAGGCACCAAGCUGCAACGAAUCAAACUGAAACUAUCGCACCCACCGCGCGACGACUCAGAGCAAUACAGCGAGAGCAUCAACGACGAGACAGCCGCCAACGAGGAGCUCGACGAGUUCGAGGUCCCCGAGUUCGGCCCCGAUAGUGGCUUUGACGACCACGAGCUCGAGUUGAACCCGCACCAGCUAUACAGACUUCUCCGACGACAAAUCCACUGGGCAGAGCAGGAGGGCACAGAUCUGAAAAGCGACUGGGAAAAGAUCCAACCGAAAAGGAAACAGGCGUGGGAGGAGAAGGAAGCUAUAUUCGAUGAUGUGAUGACUGCGGAGGUCCGGCUUCUCACCAUCUUGAGGGAUUCUGACAGCCAUGCGGCGCAGGGGCAUGUUGUUCCAGUAAACGGUAUGCCCGCGAACGUACAACAACCUAUAGCGACCGCCGGCUAUGGUCCGUGA